Molecule: messenger RNA, 3114 nt
Organism: Rana temporaria (common frog)
Lineage: Eukaryota; Metazoa; Chordata; Amphibia; Anura; Ranidae
Gene: USP1
Product: ubiquitin specific peptidase 1
Exons: 9
Coding region: 248-2533 (761 amino acids)
Biological process (GO): regulation of DNA repair; protein deubiquitination
Cellular component (GO): nucleus; cytosol
Molecular function (GO): cysteine-type deubiquitinase activity; cysteine-type endopeptidase activity
Source: RefSeq, a predicted model, not a curated record
CGGAGGGCGCCGUCGCUACGUCGGUCACGUCAUCGCGCACGGAAAGGCGGGCUACGGCCUGGGAACUGUGUGGAUUAGAACGUGAGGAGAUUUCCCCCCUUGAAUGUUGUAGUGAAUGGUUUCCCGCCAUAGAGAGGACGGAGAGCGGUGAGGGGUGCUGGACGCUCGCCUAGGCCGCCAGGCACCUGUUUUGAUACCGUAAGCAAUCUGCCAGUGUUGACUGGCAUUGGAACCCAAAACCAGGAAAAUGCCGGGAGUUACCCAAUGUGAAAGUCAAACGGUCCUGGCCAAAGCCAGUCCCACCAGAAAGAAUCGCCUAUCUCUACGCUUCUUCCAGAAGAAAGAAACGAAAAGGACCUUGGACUUUGCCGAAACACCGCAAACCGAAAGCCAGAGUGUGGAGGAGAAGGAGCCCGAAGUCUCUGAUCAAGUAGUUCCUGCUGCACAGUUAUCCCCUCCUGCCUGCUGUGUGAAGAAAGAUAGCCUGGUUCCAUUCGUAGGCUUCAACAACCUUGGCAACACAUGUUACCUCAACAGCAUUCUUCAGGUUUUAUGUUACUGCCCCGGGUUCAGAAGUGGAAUUAAGCACUUGUGUGAUGUUAUUUCGAAGAAGAGGGUGACUUCAAAGGAUGACACUGAACAGGUGCUUGAAAAGGACGGUGUGAAGGAAGACUUGCCAGCCAGCUAUGAGGUGAUCUGCAGUCUAAGCUCCCUGGUUCACUCUGCUGAACACCUUCAGCUUAGUUUUCUUUUGAAUCCAGAAAAUUAUGAGACUGAACUUGCUGCUCAACCGAGAAGACUCCUAAACACAUUAAGGGAACUUAAUCCCAUGUAUGAGGGAUAUCUUCAACAUGAUGCACAGGAGGUCUUGCAGUGCAUAUUGGGGAACAUACAGGAAGCAUGUCAGGCUCUCAAAAAGGAGAUGAAAAGCUUACAAAUGCAAGACCCAGCCAAACCCCAACCUGAAAAAGGACCCAUCCCUUGUGAAACCCUAGAGAAGCCUCAAAAUGAUUCUUCUUGCCCAGAAACGGAGGCUGAAACCAAUAUAAAUGGGAAGCGAAAGAACGAACAUGAAGUUGGUAAUGCAAAGAAAAGGACAAAGCUUUCCAAAGAGCCUUCUCUGGAGGAGCAGAGGGUGACCAGAUCUAAGAGGAAGUCCGAUAAACAAGAUGGCAAAGUGGAUAGUUCUAAAUCUGCUAAUCUUCCUACUCAAAAGAAAUCCAGAUUAGGCCUGCACUGGCUCAAGUCUGGCAAGCAGCCUAGUAUUCUAUCCAAGUUCUGUAACCUAAAUAGAAACUCCAACACAUCACCUAAAAGUCCUCCAGCUGAGCACCGUGCCCAAAGUAUAAAACCAGAGCUUGAGAGGAUAGAGAAUGAGAAACCAGUGAAGGAUAUUGGUGACUGCAAACAAGAGGAAAGCAAAGAUGCAGAGCCUUCCCAGAAUGAGUCAACCGAGUUGGAACUGGUGGAGAAAUUGUUCCAGGGCCAACUGGUGCUGCGGACUCGCUGCCUUGAGUGCGAGUGUUUCACAGAGAGGAGGGAAGAUUUCCAGGAUAUCAGUGUACCUGUGCAAGAAAACGAUCCCCCCAAAGUGGAAGAGAACUCGGAUAUCUCUCCUGAUUCCAGAACGGAAAUCAAGACCUUGAAAUGGGCCAUAUCCCAGUUUGCAUCAGUGGAGAGAAUUGUCGGAGAGGAUAAAUAUUUCUGUGAAAACUGCCAUCAUUACACAGAAGCGGAGAGAAGCCUUUUGUUUGACAAGAUCCCGGAAAUAGUAACCAUCCAUCUGAAAUGCUUCGCUGCAAACAGCUCAGAGUUUGACUGCUAUGGAGGCCUUUCUAAAGUAAACACGCCUUUGUUAACACCAUUACAAUUAUCGCUGGAGGAGUGGAGUACCAAACCUUCCCCGGACCUCUAUGGCCUGUUUGCAGUGGUAAUGCACAGUGGAGUGACAAUAAGCAGUGGCCACUAUACCGCAUAUGUAAAACUUGAUGACAUCCAUAACUUUGAACUCAACCAGAUCAAAUUCCCCGGGGACCACCAUGACAUGGGUAAAACUGAACCUCUAACGCAGGAUGUCCAAACAUCCGAUGAAACCCACGACGGCGAAACUUCAUGUCGAGCCAAUACGAAUUUGCCAUCAACUAGUAAAGUAAAUAAAAAGGGGAACGAUGCCAUUGGACUUCUUGGCGGACAAAAAAGUAAAUCUGACUUUGAGCAGCUGCCAACACCUAAAACUCCGAAAACCGAGAGAGUGUCCAGCGCUGUAUCGGACGGGAAAGGACUGUCUGACGCCAACGGUGAUCUCCAUUCGGAUAACGAUCAGAAAGUUCAGUCUUUUUCAGAUGGACUCUGCUCAAGUAAAUCCGCUGCCCAUUUCUUACACAUUCUAAAGGAGUAUGAAGGCAAAUGGCUGCUUUUUGAUGACUCUGAAGUGAAGGUCACAGAAGAACGGGACUUUCUCACCACAAUUUCCCCCACCACUCAGUCUACAUCUACUCCCUAUCUACUCUUCUACAGAAGACUAGCCAAGUAGAGUCACCGCACACACUUUGCACCUUUGUACAUUGUAUAAAGUCUUCCAUUGUCAGAAAGGACAGUUGUGUAUAUAAUUGUAUUUUGUAUAUAACAGAUAUUGCUGGGUUGACGAGUCAGUUUUCACCAUAAACCUUUGGAAUUAUUGUGUUAAGCGUUUGUAUAUAGAGUUUAUGGUUUUGUUCUUGUACAUUUUUUUUUUUUUUCUGACACGUAAUUACACUUGAUUAUUUUCUAACUUUUUAAAAUAAAGUUUCCUAUCCAAAAUUCAGGAGUCCCAUUGCAGGACCCAAGGCCAUUACCAGGACAACUUUUUUUUAUUUAAAAUGGGAGUCAUGGAAUUUGAUAGAAAGCUACUUUACAAACAAGCAAUAAUGUAUAGGCUUUAUAAAUUUAUUUAUUAAUGAAUCUAUAGAAUGAUGGCUUCUGUAUGUUGUGCAGACUGAAAACCUUUAUAGCUUAUAUUGGGGGUAACAGAUUCUAUAUCUGUAACAUUCUUCCUCUGGGGCAGUUUCUAACUUUCAUAUAUUAGAAAGUUUCUUACAAUUUUUGUAAUUAAAGUAUUUCUUACUUUUGCCUUGA